Phalaenopsis equestris is the source of this 995-nucleotide messenger RNA. RefSeq names its product selT-like protein. Gene Ontology annotation, molecular function: thioredoxin-disulfide reductase (NADPH) activity. The record is from RefSeq and is a predicted model, not a curated record. The coding region runs from base 76 to 753 and encodes 225 amino acids. Gene Ontology annotation, cellular component: endoplasmic reticulum membrane. The transcript has 4 exons. Lineage: Eukaryota; Viridiplantae; Streptophyta; Magnoliopsida; Asparagales; Orchidaceae. Gene Ontology annotation, biological process: cell redox homeostasis.
UAAAAUACUUAUAUAUUAAGUGGUGUCCAGAAGCAUAACCAGUACGGCCAAUUCCUCCGUGAGCAAGAGCGGGCCAUGGAUCGCCUCCAUCUUCUUCUGCUAGGGUUUCCUGUCUUCCUCUUCUGCUCAGAUCUCGUUAGUCUUUUCACCCCUCCUCCUACCUCUCCUUCCAGUAAGCCUCAUAUGCCACGUCAUCACCAGCCCCAAUCUCGGCCGGUUCCCCAGGUGCCUGAUUUCGCAGCCGUUCAGGGAUCUCAGGUUCGAGGAUCCGGUUAUGACAGCGUCGUCGAGCUUAAGUUUUGCGUCUCUUGUUCUUAUAGAGGAACUGCAGUAAACAUGAAGAAUAUGCUUGAAGCUUCAUUUCCUGGAAUUGAGGUUAUCCUAUCAAAUUAUCCUCCUCCUCUUCCAAAACGCAUAGCAAGCAAGGUAGUUCCUGUUGCCCAAGUGGGAUUGAUUGCUAUUAUUGUGGCCGGAGAGCAUAUUUUUCCCAGACUGGGAAUGGCACCUCCUCCAUGGUACUACUCUCUGCGUGCCAAUAGAUUUGGAGCAAUAGCCUCCACUUGGCUUCUUGGCAACUUUCUUCAAUCUUCUCUGCAGAGUUCGGGGGCUUUUGAGGUUUACUGCAAUGGCGAAUUGGUUUUCUCCAAAUUGAAGGAACAAAGAUUUCCUGGCGAAAUUGAGCUGAGACAACUGAUUGGUAACAAAUUGCCAGCUCCAGCAUUUGGGAAGAACCUCGAUGUGGUUUGGUCCUGAAUGAUCAACUCAAUGCAUUUUAUUGCGUUUCUAUUUAACGUUUAAGGCAUGAAGAUUACCCGUUGGCAGGAAGCUGCUGUUAUAUUAAAAAACAGCAAGACCAUGCUGCUAACAGUUCUAUAUAUUUUAUGUACAAAAAGCUAAGAAUUUUCUUAUGAAACUGGACUUAAAAUUCAAGCACUAGUUUUCAUCAUGAUAUUCAUCACUAUUAACUUUAUUCGAACUAUAUACCAAUUUUUUUA